Molecule: messenger RNA, 372 nt
Organism: Anthostomella pinea
Lineage: Eukaryota; Fungi; Ascomycota; Sordariomycetes; Xylariales; Xylariaceae
Source: the annotation of a GenBank genome assembly
AUGGACAACCAGAACCAAGACUACGACCAGAACGCUGCUCAAGAUGCCGGCUACGCAGCCGGCCGCGCUGAGGGCGACUACAGCGACGCCCGCCAAGACGUCCGCCAAGACGAGCAACGCGUCGAGGACGUGCCUGGCGACGUCGCCCGUGAUGCCGAGCAAGGCGUCGACAACGGUGUUCGAGAUGUCGAGGACGUGCCAUCGGAUAUCGGCAGUGCCGUGAAGGGUGCCGCCGAUUGGAUCGGCAGCAAGGUCGGCGGGGUUGAGGGCGAUGCCAACCGUGCCGAGGGCGACGUGAACAACUUCGACAACGGUGUCGACCAGAGCUACGACCAGGGUCAGCAGCAGGGAGAGAGCCGAGGUGGAUGGUAA